AUGGAGUCGCAGGAGUCGCAGGACAGCACCGCCACCGUCGUCGAGCAGGACCGCCACGAGGUGCUCUACUUCGCCUACGGCAGCAACCUGUCCACCGCGCAGAUGCGCGCCCGCUGCCCGUCGUCCACCCCCGUCGGCCUCGCCGUGCUGCCCGGCUGGCGCUGGAGCAUCAACGCGCGCGGCUACGCCAACGCGCUCCCCCCCACGCACCCGUGCUUCCCCCUGGCGCCCCCCACGACGCCGGCCGAGGGGGUGCACGGGCUGGUGUAUCUGCUGCCGCCGCGGGACGAGGCGAGCCUGGACGUGCACGAGGGGGUGAGGAGCGGGGCGUAUGGCAAGGUACGGUGCAAGGUGCGCUGGGUGAGGGACGGGGAGGCCGGGGAGGGGGAGGAGGUGGAGGCGCUGGUGUAUGUGGAUGAGAAGAGGGCGGAGAAGGGGACGCCGAGGGAGGAGUACGUGGGGAGGAUGGAGGCGGGGAUUGAGGAUGCGGUGAGGAACUGGGGGAUGGAUGAGGAGUAUGCGAACAAGGUGAUGAGGACGUGGUGGAAGACGGCGUAG
Messenger RNA from Cordyceps fumosorosea ARSEF 2679, 558 nucleotides. Its product is annotated as AIG2 family protein. Bases 1 to 558 code for a protein of 185 amino acids. The record is from RefSeq and is a predicted model, not a curated record. NCBI's taxonomy places the organism in Eukaryota, Fungi, Ascomycota, Sordariomycetes, Hypocreales, Cordycipitaceae. The transcript has a single exon. Gene Ontology annotation, molecular function: gamma-glutamylcyclotransferase activity.